This is a messenger RNA of Pediculus humanus corporis (human body louse), 4218 nucleotides long. Its product is annotated as microtubule associated protein xmap215, putative. The transcript has 2 exons. Gene Ontology annotation, cellular component: centrosome; spindle pole; microtubule plus-end. Bases 1 to 4218 code for a protein of 1405 amino acids. Gene Ontology annotation, molecular function: microtubule plus end polymerase activity; microtubule plus-end binding. Gene Ontology annotation, biological process: mitotic spindle organization; centrosome duplication; establishment or maintenance of microtubule cytoskeleton polarity. NCBI's taxonomy places the organism in Eukaryota, Metazoa, Arthropoda, Insecta, Psocodea, Pediculidae. The record is from RefSeq and is a predicted model, not a curated record.
AUGACACCUGUUACUAAUAUUGCACUGAUUUGUCGUUUUGUUAUUCCAAAAAUUCCUACCAAAGCUGAUGAACCUAGAAUAAUUAGACAGACCAAUUUUAUUAAAUUGCCUCUUGAAGAGCGCUGUGUUCAUAAACUUUGGAAAGCCAGGCUCCACGGUUAUUCGGAACUUGCUAAAUUAUUCGAAGAAGAGGAAGAUGAAAAAGCACCUAUUUUUAAUCAAUAUAUAGGCCUGCUGAGUAAAUUUGUUAAAGACACAAACGCUGCAGCUCAAGAGAAGGGAUUGGAAGCAGUUUUUUUCUUUGUUCAAAAUGCAGGAGUAGCAUCAAAAGCAGUUAAAGAUAUAAUGCCUGUUAUUAUUAAUAAGUGUAUCGCAGCUCCUAAAGCAAAAACAAAAGAUUUAGCAGUACAAAUUACUCUUAUGUACAUAGAAAUAGAAAAGCAAGAACAAGUCGUUGAAGAACUUUUAAAAGGAAUGGAACACAAGAAUCCAAAGAUUGUUGCUGCUUGUUCGGCGACUCUUUCUUUAGCUUUAAAAGAAUUCGGUUCGAAAAUUAUAACUAUUAAACCCAUUGUUAAACUACUACCCCCCCUUUUAGAAGAUAGAGAUAAAAAUGUUCGUGAUGAAACCAAAGCGUUAGCAAUAGAAAUAUUUCGUUGGAUCAAAGACGCUAUAAAACCUCAAUUAUCUACUUUAAAGUCAAUUCAUUUAAGUGAUUUAGAAACUGAAUUUGAAAAAGUUAGAGGGGACAAACCGACUCCAACAAGAUUUUUGCGAUCGCAACAAGUGCGCCAGGCUAAAUUAGCUGCUGAAAAAGAGGAAGGAAAAGAUAACGAAGCAGUUUUGGAAAACGACGCAGAAAAUUGUAAUGUUGAUCCGUACGAUCUUAUGGACCCAAUCAACGUUCUUGAUCAAAUCCCACACGAUUUUAAUGAAAAAAUAGAGGCGAAAAAGUGGCAGGAAAGAAAAGAAGCCAUAGAUGCUGUUGAAAAAUUAUUAGAUUAUCCUAAAUUUGAAAAGGGUGACUAUUCUGAUUUAGUGAGAGCUAUUCUUAAAGUAAUAACAAAAGAUUCGAAUGUCAUGGUGGUCAGUGUGGCUGUUAAAUGCAUGGCAAGGUUAGCUAUCGGAUUGAAAAAAAAUUUUUUCCCAUAUGCGGCUACUGUUUUGCCCCAACUUCUUGAAAAGUUUAAAGAAAAAAAAGCUAACGUAGUUGCUCCUUUGCGUGAGGCUGUUGAUGGUAUUUUUCCUGUCACGACAUUAGAUGCCAUACAAGAAGAUGUAAUAAAAGCAUUGGAAAAUAAAAAUCCAGCGGUUAAAGCGGAAACUGCUUCUUUCUUAGCUCGAUGUUUUUGUAAAUGUCCGCCCACCGUUUUUAAUAAAAAAUUGUUGAAAGCCUUGGCAAGUGCUCUACUUAAAACUUUAAAUGAGUCAGAUCCCACUGUUCGAGAUAAUUCAGCGGAGGCGCUUGGAACUGUAAUGAAGGUGGUGGGAGAAAAAGGACUUUUACCAUUUAUGCCUGACAUAGACAAUUUGAAAUUAAACAAAAUAAAGGAGUGCAGUGAAAAAGCGGUCGUAGUAAAAUUUCAACCGCCUCCACCUGCCCCGAAGCCUGCUGCCUCUGCGCCUUCCAAUACUAAUGCAAAAGUUGUAAAACCCAAAGCGGAUGCGGCUCCUACCACACAGAAAACUCCACCAAAGACGGUUCCACCUAAAAAAGUCGCUUCGGUGUCAAAAAUUAAAAAAUCAACCGGUCCAACAAUAGCAAAACCGGUAUCUAAGAAAAAAGAUGAUGAUGUCGAUGUUUCGCCUCUUAUGUCCGUAAACAACUUGAAAAAUCAGCGACUAGUGGACGAACAGAAGCUUAAAACUUUAAAAUGGAAUUUCACGACGCCUCGUCCAGAAUUUGUCGAGUUAUUAAAAGAACAAGUGACAGCGGCAGGUUUUAACAAAACAUUAACUGAAAAUAUGUUUCAUUCGAAUUUUAAAUUACACUUAAAAGCGAUUGAUUCUUUAAACGAAGACUUAAAUAACGUGGAUGCUAUAAUUUCCAAUUUGGAUCUUAUUUUAAAAUGGAUGACGUUAAGGUUUUUCGACACUAAUCCUUCGGUAAUACUAAAAGGCUUGGAUUACAUACAAAACAUAUUUUCAUCUCUUAUCGAUAAGGGAUAUUCGGUAUCGGAUUUUGAAGCUAUUUCUUUUAUACCGUAUUUAGUGCUAAAAAUAGGAGAUCCCAAAGAUGCCGUUAGGGAUAGAGUGAAGGUUAUAUUCAAGCAAUUGUCCAAAAUGUAUUCCCCCGGAAAAAUAUUUGCUCUUGUUAUUGAAGGUCUUAAAACGAAAAACGCACGUUUAAGAGCCGAGUGUUUGGAAGAGUUGGGAAACUUGAUAGAAGAAUUUGGCAUGACCGUUUGUCAGCCGAAUCCUUCUAUUGCUCUCAAAGAAAUAUCGAAACAAAUAGCCGAUCGUGAUCAUUCCGUAAGAAGCGCUGCUUUAAACGCUAUCGUUCAAGCGUGGUAUAUAGAAGGAGAAAAAGUUUACAAGUUGAUAGGACAAAUAUCUGAAAAAGAUUUGUCUUUGUUAGAAGAAAGGAUAAAAAGAGCAUCAAAAGCCAAGCCUGCCUCAACGUUAGCGUCAAAAUUAGAGUUAAAAGAAAAAGAAAAGGAAAAGGAAAAGGAAAGGGAAAGAGAAAGGGAAAGAGAAAGAGAAAGAGAAAGAGAAAAGGAAAAAUCUCCGGAAACUAAAUUAAAUACCACUUACGAGACUGUUAAUACUGAAAAAGAAGAGGAUACCACAGAAAUACGUCCUCAAAGCGCUCAAAAGCAGCGCCAUCAAAUUCCCGAACAAAACUUUUUUAAAGAUUUAGCGGUACCAGAGCCGACUAUGCCCAAAAUGGAUUUAAUCGAAAUUGACGAUAGUUUUCUCAAUUCCCCCAUACAAAUACCAGAACGAAUAGCAGCGAAAAUGAGUAAGCCUUUUACUCCGCCUGUUGUCGUUCCUGAAACAGCUGAAGAUUCAGAAGUUCACAAGGUCAUUAGAGAAUUGGGAAGUACGAACAUCAACGUUGCUUUUCAAGCCUCUUCAAAAGUCCGAGCCGUUUUAGAAACUCAAGCUCGCAGUACAUUGACAACAUAUGCGGAUUCCAUAAUGGAUAGUUUGACGACUCAACUCAAACUCCUCAAUUCUUACACGUUAGAAAAAUACGGUUUAAUAUUGCCCCAAACCUACAGAAUGGUGUUCAGAAUAUUGGACGAUAUUUUUGGUAAAAAAACUUCAAUGGGUGUGAUUGUCAAAGUUCAUCAUUUGCAAAUGGUUUUGAGAGAGCUUUUGUACAUACUCGUUGAAGAUAAAACGGCGAAAUUUGCCGAAGGCGGAUACAACAAGUGGAUAAAUAUUUUCGUCGUGAAAAUCAUUGAAGAUUCCGAUCAUACGAACUUGACGUGCGCCAUAUUGAAAUUAUUAUACGACAUCGUGGGAAAUCCUCACGAGGAUCCAAAAAUGGGAGAUUUGGCAUCCAAAUGCCUUAUAAAAGUCUGCGUUUUAAUAAAGAAACCCAAUUCGAAUUGGUUGGAAUCGUUGGAUCUCAACGAAGUUUUUUACGAAUGCAAUUUGUUUUUCCACGCUUACCCGAAACACACGUGGAAAGACAGGCCAUCGAUGAUGCCCUUGAAAGCGGUGAAAACUUUGUUGUUGACAUUUGUCACGUUAAAAGGGAAAGACGUGUUUUUGUAUUUGAAAAAAAUUGAAAAUUCUUGCGCAUCCGAACUUGCCGCAUAUUUGAAACGAUUGUUGAGAUCUCAACCCGUCACGGGGAAAUCGUCAAACGUGCGCCUUUCGAAAGGAAUGAGCGAUUACCUUUCGGAAAUAUUCAUGAAAAUCUCAUACGAAGAAACGGCCAAAGAAGGUUUAUUACAAUUUUACGAAUUUAAAAAGCGUCAUCCGAAUUUGGAUUUAUCAUGGUUUUUGGCUCCGACGUCUCAAUAUUUUCGAGAUUACGUCGAAGACGGUUUGAGAAGCAUUGAAAAAGAAAGAGGGGAAUUGGAUGGAUCUCCGAAUUCCGGUGAAACGGGAGCGGAAACGUAUCAUACAAAGGAUGACGUUGAAAAUCAUUCCGCAGAAACGGGAACCGGUUUGGCACAAUAUUAUUUGAAUAAAUUGAGAGAAUAUCAAACGAGGGUGGGUUUCAAACCGACGGAUUUGCCCGAUUUCAAAACGGAAUCUUAA